Messenger RNA from Xyrichtys novacula (pearly razorfish), 5335 nucleotides. The record is from the annotation of a GenBank genome assembly. Lineage: Eukaryota; Metazoa; Chordata; Actinopteri; Labriformes; Labridae.
AGUGCGCAUGUUCUGUGCCCUCCCUGUCUACUGUACCCACUACCCAGAAGAGACGUUCUUCCGCCGCCAUCCUCCAUCCCAGAGCCAGAUAACAACACAAACCUGCACCUAAACAUGAGUUACACAGUGGAAGAGAGGGGAAACCCGAACUCCUUGAGCUACCGCUUGUUCUUCAGUAAGUAAAAAUAAGAAAGUUUCGUCAUUCUUUGCUACUUUAGGUUACCCGCAAACCUCUAAGAUCCCUGAGGCAGGCCAGCUCCAGUUUCCCACGUGUCACUUAUUCAUUCAUUCUUACCGGGUUGUUGCAUUAAACCUUCAGUUGUAUCUAAACGUAUGUUCUCAGACUGGAAAUUACAGCUAACAUAUCUCGACGUAUCGGGGUAACAUCUGUACUUAAUGGGGAAGGUCGAACCAGCUCUGCCGGUUUUUCUUGGAAACACGAGUCCAAGUACUUUGUUCUUUUUUCGGACAUAGGUUCUUUUAUCGUCGACCACAAAGCCGCCAUACCUGUCAGGUUUCUGAAGGAGGAAGGUGUUUAUUUCGGGAAAUCUCACUUGAACACGUCAGCCAGCAUAGAGCAAUAAAAGCUUGUAGUUAGAGCUCCGGAGUUACGCCCUCUGUGUUCAUGUGAAUCAACCCAUUGAUUCAUUCAGCUGCAGAAAUGGUGAUUUAUUAACCCUGUGGACUGACCCUCCUCUCAGUGGACAAAUUAUUGAUUAUCACUAUUCAGAUUUCUUCUAACCAUCUCAGUACAAAUGCUGAUAGGGUGAAUACUAAUGGUAGGGGAGCACCGAUCAUAAUUUUCUGGCCGAUCACCGAUCUUCAAAAACGCUUGACCAGCCGAUACCGAUUUUAUUUUUAUAACUACCAACUAGAGAUGGAAAUCGAGAACUGGUUCUUGUCAAGAACCGGUUCCAAAUGGUUCAAUUCAUCAACAUCAUUUACACUUCAUUUUAAUUAUUCCCUUAACGAUUCCUUUCUUCCGGGUGCUUUGGAAAACGGUCUUGUGAGAGGCAGUCUACGUGAAGGAGAGCAGAGACUUUGAGGAAAAAACAUGGAGGAUGGUACAAAAAGUAGGCAGAAACAAUCUAAAGCGUAGCUUCAUUUUACAACAUUGAGUCUUGUAUGGGAAUUUUGAGUUUGUGAAGCGCGGAUUAACUGAGCCAGAAGCGCGUAAAAAAACACUCAACCCGACCAGAAAAACCGUCAAAAUUUGCGCACAACUCCCCCUCAUGUAGCUGUGUCCUCUUUUUGGAGAUCCAGAGUAUGGUCACCUAUUUGACUUAAUACUGACCAAGUAAAUGUUGUACAAAUAGUUUUUCGUUUAAUUAUUUUUAGACAACAUAUUUUUCUGUUAUCAAAGAUUCAAUAAAAUUUUCAGUUAGCAUUGAAAACUUAGUCAAAGAAAGGCAUUGAUAAGCAAAUCGUUAAAGAAUUGAAUUGAUAAGCAGAAUCUUUAAUGGCAACGUUAUCGAUAAAAUGGUAUCAAUUCCCACCCCUACUGACAACAUUCACCUUUGAUGCUCCAAUCUUAUUUUCAAAAACACAUUGAACAAUACUUGUUUAACAAUACAAACUUCUUUUGUUUGUUUUAACUGCACGUGAGUUAGUUCUCUCAAGUAUAUAAAUGAAAAGUUUAGAAUAUCGCUGUCCAAACUACUAAAUUAUAUCAGUUCCUUUAGUUUUUUAUUUUCCACAUUUUGAAAAUGAACAACACUUGCACAACAGGUCACACUGCAGGCCUGUUUUGAGCGUCUUAACAAAAAAAGUGCACAGCAGUAUUUUGCUUCUACAAGUAAAGGAAAUCACAAGGUUUGAGGAAGUUAGUAAAAUAUUAAUCUACAGGACAAACUAACAACACCACUUAAACCGCCAAUAAACUGUCCUGAGUUUUAGGUUUCCUUGUAGUGGGUUCAACACGCUUGGUUGAUCAUGCACCACACGUGACCCGUCAUUCUGGCAAAGCAAAAAGCUACAACGGCUGAUUUUCAGACCUUUGCUGAUGUAGAUAAGACUGGUGGAUAAGAUCGGUUUCAUAUGUACCGAUCCCCCAAAAUUGAGGAGAUUGGUGCCGAUUGAUCAACCGUCCAAUUUAUCGGUGCAUGUUUAGUAAGCAGUGACCUCUUCAAGCAGGAUGCAAGCUAAUGAGUUGUUUAGGCAGCUGGACUGGCACUGUCUGGUAUGUUGCAUUCACUGUCCUGGUAUGAUCAGUGAGAUGUCGCUGCAAUCCUUUUCCUUGCAAAAUUAGGGGGCGUUAAUAAUUGUGCAACUUCCUCAAGAGGUCCGAGUACGCUGUUUUAAAAAAACCUGUGUACACUCUUGGCAAUCCACCAGACAUGAUGACACGAUGCUCCUGCAGGACAACCAGUUCUUGGCAGACAAACAAACACCACAUUUACUUAUCCAUCUACUGUUUUCAUAAAGUGCUAAAUUUGUGUUACAGAAAAUGCUGACGGAAAAUACAUCUCACCAUUCCAUGACAUACCAAUCUAUGCUGAGGAGAGCAAGGUAAGAUAGCAUCUGCCACCUUCACCCCAGAAAACACAUAAAUACAGUGUGUGUGUGUGUGUGUGUGUUCCCUGUAAAUUAACCUACGUGUUAAAUAGCACGCUCAGCACUGUCAUGGAUACAAAGUUGUGGAGAUAGCUUCAGGUUAUCAAUUACACUUAACUGUUCAAAGCCAUGCUCUCCAGAACAGUCAGGUCAGAGUCUGUUUGCAAAGGGCAAUGGCCUUUACUCUGUAUUGUCUAAAUGCUGUGUCAAUAUUGCUUGUGAUAACAGAAGUUAAUCUAUUAUUUUAUCUCUGUAAAACAAUUAAUCCUAGUUGUGGAUGACCAUGGUCAGAAGGUCCACAUAAUGCAAGCAGAAAAUGUUUUCAGGUUGUGAUCCUUAACUGUUACUUAUUUUUGUCUCUUACAGAACAUCUUUCACAUGGUUGUUGAAGUGCCAAGGUGGACAAAUGCGAAGAUGGAGGUAUUGCCUUAGAUUUUAAAUACUCAUUACAUUUUCUGAUAUGUUAUUGGAGCAAUACAUUUUUAUAUCCCAUUUACAUCUGUUGAACUCAUCAAAACUAGUUGCUUGUGGCUUAUGGGGAUCUGACUACGCCAUCAAAAUUAGACACCAGAAGCCUAUGCUCAGAGGUUAUGAUCCUCACACAGAUGUCCUAGGUUCAAUUCCAGUCUACGGCCCCUUUUUCACGUCAUUCCCCACUUUCUCCCCCAGUUUUUCAAAUCUGUCUGUUGUCCUGUCGUUUCUAAAUUACAGCACAAAACCCAAAAGAAAAUCUUAAAAAGCACAUCAACUUUAAGAUGCAUCUUUAACUGUAUAAUUUUAACGGGUUUGAAACUAUGUCAUUUCUACAAAUAAACAAAUUUAGUAUUUUUAUUUAUUUUAUUAAACACAAACAACCUGAUUUAUUUUCAGAUCGCUACCAAAGACCUCUUGAACCCAAUAAAACAAGAUGUGAAGAAAGACAAACUGCGAUAUGUUGCCAAUGUUUUCCCUCAUAAAGGCUACAUAUGGAACUAUGGUGCCAUUCCUCAGGUGAGUCAUUUGUUUUAAGACAUCUCUAAAUAUUGUCAUGUGAUCAACACAAAGGUACAAAAGGUAAUGUUUGGUAACUUAACUUGAUUCCUCAUGCUUGCUUUGUUUUGUGGUGUUUCAGACAUGGGAGGAUCCUGCACACAAAGAUGGUGACACUGGUUGCUGCGGUGACAACGACCCGAUUGACGUCUGUGAAAUUGGCAGCAAGGUACAACCCUGGCAGAUUAUCAGACAAUCACUGUUUAUCAUGUGUGUUUAUAAUGCUGCAAUGGCAAGAGAAACUAAACUGCCAGCUCAUAUCUAGGUGUGUUCCCGUGGAGAGGUAAUCAAAGUGAAAGUGCUCGGGAUCCUGGCCAUGAUUGAUGAAGGGGAGACUGAUUGGAAAGUGAUUGCAAUCAAUGUGGAGGACCCUGAAGCCAACGAUAUGAACAGUAAGCGCCAACAUUUACAAAUUUUGCUUUUUAUCCAUCAGUCUCCCUCUGUCUGAACUUUUGAGCAACUAAUCAUUUCGAUCUCAUGUUGUCAUCUAUGGUUAGAUAUCAAUGAUGUUCGACGCCUGAAACCUGGUUAUCUGGAGGCCACAGUCGACUGGUUCAAGAGGUACAAGGUGCCAGAUGGAAAACCAGAGAACCGGUUUGCCUUCAACGAGGAGUUCAAAGACAAGGUUCCUACCUGCACUCUUUGCCUAUCCAACAUAUUUGCUUUUAAAGAUAGUUUUAAAGUCAUUUUUGUAAACACUUCUCUAUUUGUGCUCGACAUACACCCCUGCAAGUUGGAGUGAAAACCUCACUUAAAUCAUCCUGUUAAGUAGGUGAUUGUGCAGAUUUUCUUUAACUAAUAUGAUAUCUCUUGUUUUAGGACUUUGCCGUUGAAGUCAUCAAGAGCACACACAACCUCUGGAAGGACCUCAUCUCUCAGAAGACCAGCGCUGGUAAAGUCAGCUGGUAAAGACUGUUCUUUUUCUGCAGCUAAAUUAUCCUUAAUUUGGAAAAUUACCCACCGAAUCUUACAAAUGUAUUGCCUUUUGACUUUAAAUGUAAAUAUGCCAAUCUUAUCAUGCUAUACAGCAAAAACACAUGUGUAUCGGAGUGCGACAGCCCUUACUGCUGCUCUGCUGAAGCGGCCAAAGCUGCUGUUGAUGAAGUAAGAUUUUAGUCUUCCUCAUUUGCAACAUUUAACCUCUGACAUGAAUUCAUAAUUUUAUUACUGCAAGUGACUUCUUGCCCUUUUUUUUAUUUAGACAUGUCCUUGUGGAAAAGAAGAUGCUAUCCCCGCAUCAGGUAGAGCUUUAAAACACAUUACUUUAAAUAACGCCCUGAUUAUUAAAAAUCCUCUGAACUUGACUGAUCUGAUGUGCAUCUAACUGUUAUUUAUGUUUCCUUUUUUUCCAUUUGCAGUAGACAAAUGGUUCUACUAUGAGAGGAAAUAAACCAGGAGCUGUUUGGAUUGGCACUUGCUGAAAGGAUCAUCAAUUAUAGAAUGAUUUGAAUAGAUAGCCCUACUCUUGGAACCAAUAGGAUGACUGGAUGGGACGUGGAUGGUUAAGCUUGGGUUAGACACUGUAGAGAACAAGAUAAUUCAAAUGUUCUUUUGUCUUGACAGAUGAAUUUUCACUUAUUUAAUUAAGGUAUUGUUGGACAUGUGCUUUUGUAAACAAAGUGCAGGUACUAGUAGACAUGCCCCGCAUAAGAUGCUGAACUGCUUUAAUAAAGCUUAAAACUGUAAUCAAUGUGCGAUACACCCCCGCUUCCUAGCACUGUUAAAUAAAAUAAAUGCAUAAAACUUGUCUAAA